Stylophora pistillata is the source of this 2850-nucleotide messenger RNA. Its product is annotated as low-density lipoprotein receptor-related protein 6-like. NCBI's taxonomy places the organism in Eukaryota, Metazoa, Cnidaria, Anthozoa, Scleractinia, Pocilloporidae. The record is from RefSeq and is a predicted model, not a curated record.
CAUCUGCAGAAUUUAAAGACACACACUACGCAUUUGAUAAUCUCAACAGAAAAGGGAAUCAUAGUUAUGAAGGUGAUUUGGCGGAUUUUUUCGAUAUUACUGUGGGCUUCGAUUCACAAGAAAAGUGUUGCAGUGGUCAGAGCUACCCUAUGUACUCCUCCAUGUCUGCUGGUAGCCAAUACGUCCGACAUUGUUGCCGUGGACUACACAACUGCAGUCGUCAACUCCGUUGUUUCUGGUCUGUCAAGAGCUGUAGCCAUAGAUGUCCAUUUCAGUCUGGGCUACAUUUUUUGGAGUGACGUAACAGAACGUAACAUUAAACGUCUCCACUUUCAGUCCGACAGUACCAUAACAAUUAUUAGUGGCAUUGGUGUUUGUGAUGGGUUAGCAGUGGAAUGGAGGACAUCAGAAUUGUACUGGACUGAUACAACUAAUGAUAGGAUAUCAAUAUCCGACCUGAAUGGUCAUAACCAGCGUGCGAUUAUUUCCUCUAGACUUGAAGAGCCUAGAGCAAUAGCUUUAGAUCUUGACAAUGGAUAUAUGUUCUGGACUGAUUGGGGAAAUUCACCAAAAAUUGAAAGGGCAUCGUUAAGUGGAAGUCAAAGACUUGCCAUCGUAACGACAAAUCUUCAUUGGCCGAAUGGCAUUGACCUUGACGAGGGUAACAAACGGAUCUACUGGGUGGAUGCUGGAUUGGAUAAAAUUGAGUCAGUCGAUUACAAUGGCAACAACAGAAAGGUUGUCCUCCUGUACCAUGGCCUACAUCCCUUUGGUGUGGCACUGGUUCCUCCGUUCUUGUUUUUCACAGACUGGGCCUCGACUUAAGAGUUCCACCAAUUAGAUGCCUCUAGCGGAGAAGUCCUUCGUAGUCAUAGCAUUAAUGGUGGACGGCCUAUGGGUAUUGUUCCCUAUGACAGCACUCGGCAACCCUCAGAGGUAAGUGGCUGUUCUGAAGCCAAUGGAGGAUGUGGUGAUUUUUGUGUCCCGAAAACAACUGGAUAUGAAUGUCUUUGCCCUACUGGAUUGACAGUGAAGAAAGAUGGGAAGAUGUGUGAAGACAAAGUAAAAAUCUUUCUUCUUUUUGCUGACGCUGAUGCUAAUGCUACGAAUUUAAUUUCGCUGGACGUUGACUAUUGCGUUGCUCAAAUUUUGUUCCGACACCUUGGAAAACAGCGUCCCAUUGCAUUAGACUUUGACUCUAUUGAGGAUCGUGUGUACUGGUCUGACACGGCUCAAGGUCUCAUCAUCAGCGCAUUUUUUAAUGUAACCGGCGUAAAGAUUCUGUUUCGCAGUAACGUCCUCACUCCUGAAGGGUUAGUAAUCAGUCAUGUGUCACGAAUCAUUUAUUGGACUGAUACAGGAACGAACAGGAUCGAAGUAGGUAGCCUUGAUGGUACAAGAAGGAAACUACUCAUCAAAGAUGGACUUGACGAACCUAGAGCCAUAAUACUCGACGAGAGAAAUGGGACAAUGUACUGGACUGACUGGGGUGCCAAUCCGAAAAUAGAGAAAGCUGGAAUGGACGGAUCAGGAAGACGAUCGAUUGUCACUGGAAAUUUAUUCUGGCCAAACGGACUUACUGUUGACCAGGCUACAAACCGUCUGUUUUGGGCUGAUGCAAAACUGGACACCAUAGAGAUGUCUGACCUUGAUGGAGGAAGCAGACAGAUUAUAUUAUCAUCUGCAGCUGAUAUCCAUCCCUUUGGCCUGGCCUUGUACCAAAACGUGUUGUACUGGACUGACUGGGCCAAAAAGAGCGUUUUAAGUCUUAAAAUGACCAGUAGAAACCAGCAGGUUGUAGUUACAGGCCUUCAAAAACCAAUGGAUAUUCAUGUAUUUGAUUCUUCCUUGGACUUAGGCUCUCAUUAUUGUGCUCUAAACAAUGGUAACUGCAGUGAUUUGUGUCUCCUGAGGCCAGGAGAGUAUCAAUGCACAUGUCCAAAUGGAAUGAUGCUCAAGCCUGACGGAAGAAACUGUGACUAUGAUUUGUUCCACAUGAUGAGUUCUGAAAAAUUUCUGAUCUUUGCUGAAGCGGACUCUGGGGAAAUCUACAAGAUCCCUCUUAAAAAGCCGGAGAAACCUUGUUAUCCACUAAAAAUCACAAAAAACAUCUCCAGACCAGUGGCGGUGGAUUAUGAUCCCGUUGAAGAUAAAAUUUACUGGACUGAUGUGACUUUAAAACUUGUGGCAAGGGCAUUUCCUAACGGGUCUUCCGUAGAAAUAAUUUCUUACAUCAACGUGGAUACUCCUGAUGGAAUAGCCGUGGACUUUGUUGGGAGAAAUCUUUAUUGGACUGAUGUUGAAACACGUACAAUUGAAGUUGCCUGGCUGGAUGGUUCGUAUAGGAAGGCUCUUAUUUCAUCAAGUAUAGAAAAGCCAAGAGCCAUAGUGCUUCAUAUUCAGGAAAGGAAAUUGUAUUGGAGUGACUGGGGAACAUCUCCAAAGAUUCAACAAGCGAAUAUGGACGGUUCUGACAGAACGGUUCUUGUCAGUUCUGGACUCGUAUGGGUGAACUCACUCGCAAUGGAUUUUCAGAAUAGACUCCUGUACUGGUGCGACGCAAAACUUGAUAAGAUCGAACGGGUAGAUCUCCAAGGAAAUAACCGCGUUGUUGUAUUGGAUUUAUCACCCAGUAACCUACACCCAUUUGGAUUGGCUCUAGAUGAUCAUGUUCUUUACUGGUCUGACUGGAAUGGCCAGAGUGUUCACACGUAUAACAUGACAUCCAAUGUGAGUGACGUGUUGGUUCACGGUAUGGGAAGACCAAUGGAGUUGCAUAUUCACAAUCAAAUGCAUAUCUAUAACGGAUCGACCAGCUGCUCUCAACUGAGUUUUCAUCGUAUUCAAUGA